Peronospora farinosa is the source of this 1308-nucleotide messenger RNA. The record is from the annotation of a GenBank genome assembly. Lineage: Eukaryota; Oomycota; Peronosporomycetes; Peronosporales; Peronosporaceae.
AUGGUCAAGACUGUAAUGGGCAGCACGGAGCUUGCCAUCGCCUUUGGUGUGGGUGUCGCUGCUGCAAUUGCAGCUCAAUAUGUGUACGAAAUUGCUCUCAAGCAACAAAAUGGCAGUUCUUGUACGUCGCAAUUAGUCAUGACGACGUCCCUUGGAACAAAUGCCGCUUCGCAAGAGCUACUGGAGGAGCAGCUGUCUCGAACCGCUUCUUUCUUCGGCCCGGAAGGAUUUGCCAAGGUGAAAGACGCAUUUGUGGUGAUUGUCGGCUUGGGUGGAGUGGGGUCUCAUGCUGCGCACAUGUUGGCGCGAUCGGGUGUCGGUAAAUUGCGUCUGAUUGAUUUUGACUACGUGACGUUAUCGUCUUUAAACCGCCAUGCGGUGGCUACUCGUGCUGAUGUGGGGGUUUCCAAAGUGAUUGCUAUGAAGCGCCACUUGCGUGAUAUUGUGCCGGACUGUGAGGUUGAAGGCAUGCCGGUUAUGUUUGAUGCGGACAGUGCGGAGGAGCUACUGGAAGGCAAUCCGACGUACGUGCUGGACUGUAUCGACGACGUCAAGACCAAGUGUGCACUGCUGGAGGCCGUGACGCGUAAGAAUUUGAAGAUUAUUACGGCAACUGGAGCAGGUGCCAAAGCCGACCCGACGCGUCUCCAGAUUGGGACACUCAAGGACGCUGUCCGUGACCCGCUCGCGACCAAGAUCCGAUACUUUUUGAAGAAAAAGGGUGUUUCAUCGUCGGAGAUCACGACCAUUUUCUCAAGCGAGAAAAGUGUGUGUAAGCUGCUACCACUGAAUGCUGAGCAGGCGCAGAAUCCUGAAGAGUUUGGCAACGUGGAGUACUUUCGCAUUCGUGUGAUCCCGGUGCUCGGUACAAUGCCUGCCCUCUUUGGGCAGUCUAUGGCAGCCUUUGUGCUUUGCGACCUGGCUGGCAAAAAGAUCAACCCGGAAGCGGUCGCACGAUUGUCUCGUGACCAGCGCAACAAGUUGUACCAGAAGCUGCAGCAACGCGAGCAUUUGCUAUUCAACGAAGGCCGUAAGAUAGAGCUGGAGAAGGACGAGGUCGAGUUUGUCUACCAGGAAAUUUGGCGGGGACGCAGCUCUGUAGGUGGAGUGAAGAAUGGUGGUCACGACCGACUUUACUUGGCUCGUUGGCGGACGGACCGACCGCUGUACCCGGACAAUAUCGUGUAUCUGACGUCGAAAGAGCUUGCUAUUCUAGACAAGGACGGCGUUAUGGGCUUUGACCCCGAAGUUGUUGCUCGCAUCGAUGCACGGCUAAAGCAGUUUGGUAGCUGGGACGUUCCUCAGUAG